ACCCGACGCACUCUCUCUCUAUGGACUCCCGGGCAGCUUCGGGCUCCCACGCCACCCGCUCCGCCGAGUGACCCACCGGGAAGAGCCCCGCAGAGCCCCAGGCCGCACCGAGGAGCCGCCGAGCCGAGCCGAGCCCCGCCGAGGAGCCGCCUCCGCGCAGGAUGGUCCGCACACUGUAUGCCAUCGGUGCCUUGCUUCUUCUGGUGGGAUUUCUGCUACCAGCAGCCGAAGGGAGAAAGAGGAAUCGUGGAUCUCAAGGUGCUAUCCCUCCUCCUGUCAAGGAUCAGCCCAAUGAUUCAGAGCAAAUGCAGACACAGCAGCAGUCAGGCUCCAGGCACCGGGAGCGAGGGAAAGGCACCUCGAUGCCUGCUGAGGAGGUGCUGGAGUCUAGUCAGGAGGCAUUGCACAUCACUGAGCGCAAGUACCUAAAGCGGGACUGGUGUAAAACCCAACCCCUCAAACAAACUAUCCACGAAGAAGGCUGCAACAGUCGUACCAUUAUCAACAGGUUCUGCUAUGGCCAGUGCAAUUCUUUCUAUAUCCCCAGGCAUGUCCGCAAAGAAGAAGGCUCCUUCCAGUCUUGUUCCUUCUGCAAGCCCAAGAAAUUCACCACCAUGACUGUUACACUCAAUUGCCCCGAGCUUCAGCCUCCAAGAAAGAAGAAAAGAAUCACCCGAGUUAAGGAGUGCCGGUGUAUAUCUAUUGACUUGGACUAAACUGAGAAAAAGUAGCAAUUGCACUCUUGACUGUACGCAAUCACUGCCAGUGUGAGAGUCAGUGGCAAGAUCUAGCCCACCUUCAAGGCUGGGCACAACUGAAAGGGACCUAGUGAAUUACCUAAAACCAGCAAA
This is a messenger RNA of Poecile atricapillus (Black-capped chickadee), 851 nucleotides long. It is a transcript of the gene GREM1, whose product is annotated as gremlin 1, DAN family BMP antagonist. Gene Ontology annotation, molecular function: receptor ligand activity; BMP binding. The transcript is spliced from 2 exons. Gene Ontology annotation, biological process: animal organ morphogenesis. The coding region runs from base 162 to 716 and encodes 184 amino acids. Lineage: Eukaryota; Metazoa; Chordata; Aves; Passeriformes; Paridae. The record is from RefSeq and is a predicted model, not a curated record.